Neohortaea acidophila is the source of this 1341-nucleotide messenger RNA. RefSeq names its product putative succinyl-CoA synthetase beta subunit. Gene Ontology annotation, cellular component: succinate-CoA ligase complex; mitochondrion. Gene Ontology annotation, molecular function: metal ion binding; succinate-CoA ligase (ADP-forming) activity; ATP binding. Gene Ontology annotation, biological process: succinyl-CoA metabolic process; tricarboxylic acid cycle. The record is from RefSeq and is a predicted model, not a curated record. Bases 1 to 1341 code for a protein of 446 amino acids. Lineage: Eukaryota; Fungi; Ascomycota; Dothideomycetes; Mycosphaerellales; Teratosphaeriaceae. The transcript has 3 exons.
AUGUUUACGCUUGCUCGCAGCAGGCACCACGUUGCCUCUGUGCUGAGGCGUGCCGGCGGUUCGCCCGCCAGCCAAACCCUCGCGCAGCAAUGCCGCAACCUCUCCGUCCACGAAUACCGCUCCGCACAGCUCUUGGACUCAUACGGGAUCGGCGUGCCGAAAGGCGGUGUGGCGCAUAGUGCAAAAGAGGCCGCCGAAGUUGCCGCACAGGUGCAGGGGCAGGAGGAAGACAUUGUCGUCAAAGCACAAGUCCUCGCCGGAGGCAGAGGCAAGGGCCACUUUGACAAUGGCUUCAAAGGCGGUGUCCGCAUCGUCUACUCGCCUCGCGAAGCGUCGAUCCUCGCCGACCAGAUGAUCGGGCACAAGCUCAUCACCAAGCAAACGGGCGAGAAGGGCCGGAUCUGCAACAGCGUGUACAUUGUAGAGCGCAAGUUCGCUCGCCGCGAAUUCUACCUCGCCAUUCUCAUGGAUCGUACCACCCAGUCUCCUGUCAUUGUCGCUUCCAGCCAGGGAGGCAUGGACAUUGAGACCGUGGCCAAGGAAAGCCCGGAAGCCAUCAUCACUACCAAGGUGGACAUCCACCAGGGUGUCACGGAUGACAUGGCCACGAAGAUCGCCGAGGAACUUGGAUUCAGCCCGCAAUGCAUCGACCAGGCCAGGGACACCAUCCAAAAGCUCUACAAGAUCUUCAUGGAAAAGGAUGCCACGCAGAUUGAAAUCAACCCGCUUUCGGAGACCAAUGACCACCAAGUGCUCUGCAUGGACGCGAAGCUGAACUUUGACGACAACGCCGACUUCCGCCAGAAGGAGAUUUUCGAAUGGCGCGACACCUCUCAAGAAGACGCGGAUGAAGUCAAGGCCUCGGAGUCGGGGCUGAACUUCAUCAAACUCGACGGCGACAUUGGGUGCCUGGUGAAUGGAGCGGGGCUGGCAAUGGCCACCAUGGACAUCAUCAAGCUCAAUGGCGGCCAGCCCGCAAAUUUCCUGGACGUUGGGGGUGGAGCGACGCCGGAAGCGAUCCGGCAGGCCUUUGACCUCAUCACCUCCGACCCCAAGGUCACGGCCAUCUUCGUGAACAUCUUUGGCGGCAUUGUGCGCUGUGAUGCGAUUGCUAAGGGCUUGAUCCAGGUGGUGGAGCACAUGAACCUACGCACGCCGGUCAUUGCUCGCCUGCAGGGCACCAACAUGGAGCAGGCGCAGAAAUUGAUCAACGAGAGCGGGCUCAAGAUUUUCAGCAUCGAAGAUCUGCAGACGGCGGCGGAGAAGGCGGUGCAGUUCAGCAGGGUGGUGAAGAUGGCGCGGGCUGCUGACGUGAAUGUGGAAUUUUCAUUGGGAAUUUGA